This is a messenger RNA of Caenorhabditis auriculariae, 8763 nucleotides long. Lineage: Eukaryota; Metazoa; Nematoda; Chromadorea; Rhabditida; Rhabditidae. The record is from the annotation of a GenBank genome assembly.
AUGGGCAAGUUUGCGAAGAUAAAGAAGAUCACGGAAAAGAAAGAGGAAGAGCCAGAAGAAAUGAGGUCCGACGAAGGAACGGAUACGAGUUCGGAUGAGGAAUCCAGUGGGGAUGAAGCUGUCGAGGUUUUAAUCCUAGUGGAAAAACUGAUAAAUCUUUUUUCCUUGCAGAAUGGCACUGAAAAGAAGAAGAGAGCCGAACUGUGGGUAAAUCGAGAACGUGUUCUGAUUUUGUGUUCCCGCGGAACCGAUGUCCGAACCCGGCAUUUGCUCAAGGAUUUGAAGGUUUCAUUGUAAAAUUCCUCUGGAAGAAAUAUAUUAGAAAAAGAAAUAAAAAAGAUCUAAAAAAAUUUAGUUCAACGUUUCCAAAAGGAUACACGAUCGUUAGCAUAACAAAAAAUAGUCGUUCUUGUAUUAUAGUGCAGCUGAACGAAUCGGUUAUUUCAGAACCUUUCUUUAAAGAUUUUUCGAUUUCUGGAAUUUUUGCGACCUCGAGUUACGAAAUACUCAGAAAUACUGAAAAUUUCGGGGUGUGAGCUAGCUGAAUUUUGUUAAAUCAAGAAACAUUGGCGGAAUUGAGUACUUUUCUUCUUUUCACUAACUUUCAAAGUUUUCAUUUCAGCUGAUUUUUGGCCUAUGAGUUCAGUCUCAGAAAUUUUUUUGAUAGAAAUGGAAUCAGAAAAACAAAUGAAUUAGAAAAAUUUUUUUGAGCCGGGUUUAGAAAACGUGUACUACAAGAGGUACGCAUUUUAAAGCAAUUUUAAACUUUCAAAAUAAUUCAAGUGAUGAAAAAAAUAAUUCGGAACAUCUUCAAAAAAAUAACAAAACAUUUUUUUAACCAAGCCCUCAUUUUUUUAAAAAAAUAUUUCAAAGAUAUUUUUUUAAAAUUAUUCUUUCAUUUUAUUAGAAAAAAAAUACUCGAGUUCAUUUGAAACUUUGUGGAUGAAAAGUUUAGUUGGUGACGAUAACUUUUUUUAGAUUUGGAAAGUUGGUUUCUAGAUUUUUUUAGCUCAAUUUCAUACGAAUAAAUGAACUUUCAUUGAAAAAAAUUAAAUUAAUCAAAGAGAUUAAAAAGUAAAAAGAAAUUUACAACAUCCUUCCAGGAGCUGUUACCGCACGCGAAAGGAGAUUCAAAGUUGGAUCGGCAAAAGUCUUUGACGGCUUUGAACGAAAUCGCUGAGAUGAAGAACUGCACGAAAGUCAUGUAUUUCGAAAGCAAGAAAAAGAAGGUUUCGAAACGAAAAUUUAGUUCCAAUCCGAAAAAAAGGAUGAUGUCUUCAGGACACUUUCCUGUGGCUCGCCAACGUUGAAAAAGGUCCCUCGGCCAAAUUUCUCGUCCACAAUAUUCACACUUUGCGGGAAUUGAAGCUUUCUGGAAAUUGUUUGAAGGUGAUUCAUUAGACAAAAUUGAGGAAAAUGAAUCAUUUCAGGCCUCAAGACCGAUUCUCGCGUUUGACGACGCUUUUGAUGCGAAACCUCAUUUGGCAUUGAUCAAGACGAUGUUGAUUCAGGUAAAUCGUUGAGAUAAUGAUAGCUUCUUUAAGCUUUUUGGUUUUUUCCUGUCCCAAUCUUCCAUGUUUCAACUGAAUUUUUGAGAGUAAAAAAUCUUUUAAAGUAUAAACAAACCUCUAAUUUAUUUUCGGAAAAAUCGCAGAAUUUUUUUUUUUUUGGUUCAACUAGGCGUAUUUCUCGAAAUCUUAUCAAGGUAGUUUCACAAAAGCUUUUGUUAAUUUUUUCUAUUUUGGUCAUCUAUUUUAGAGUUUUCUGUAUCCCGGAUAGGCCCGUGAGUUCUCUAAAUUUUCGGAAUAAAUCAGGAAAUAAAUAGCGUUUCCUUUUUCUUGAUUUUUUUUUUUUGUGUUCUCUUCUUUUUUCAACACGUUUUUGUGAAAACUCGGAAAGUAUCUCAGUCCCUUUUAUUUUCUUUCUCUCUUAUCAUGGUUAGUUUUCACUCUGUAGUUUGUCCAUAUUUGAAUCUAUCCAACUGAAUCGUUUCCAUUGCUUCGUUGAAUAUAAUUAGAUAUUUUUUUAUAUUCUCAGACCUUGGGAACGCCAAAUCACCAUCCACGAAGCCAGCCUUUCGUUGACCACGUCUUCAACUUUUCCGUUGGCGAAGGCGACAAAAUUUGGUUCAGAAACUUCCAAAUUGUUGAUGAAAGUCUUCAGCUUCAGGAAAUUGGUGAGAAUUUCAAUAAAAAAGGAAAAAAAAAAGUUAGGAUUAGAAAUGAGAAAGAUGUAAUUUUUUAUGGUUUCGAAAAAGCUCCUUUAGAAAUUCAAUUGGUAGUUUCCCGGAUUAUUACUUCUUUUUGAUUUUUAUAAAAUAUGGAGUUUUUAGGUUUACUUAUGUCUUCAUUAAAAUUGAGUUUUUCAUUUCUUUUCAACUUUUUUCAAAGCUUCCAAUUUGAGCCUAUUUUGUAUAUAUAGUUUUUGUUCGAUAAUUAAGCGUUCUUUGAGUAAAUUCCUGCAAAAUUUUAGAGCGUUGCUGAUAUUUAAGUUGAAUUUUGAAUCUUCGUAAUGCCGUGUUCAAUUUGAUUCCGCGAAAUGCAAAAUACCCGUUAGAGAAAGGAAAAGAUCACUAGAUUUCGGAGAGUCAGAGAUCAUUUCGCAUUUCGCGGAAUCAAAUUGAACACGGCAUAAGAAAUCGAGAAUUCGAAAAGCCUCUCUGUGUUUUUCUUCUUCGAACGUCUUUUUUUCAAUAAUUGAUCAUCAAAAGCUUUGAAAUAACUUCAAAUGUAGGCCCUCGAUUCGUACUCGAAACCGUGCGUGUUUUCGCCGAUUCGUUUCAAGGAGCCGUCCUUUACGACAAUCCAAAUUACGUCAGUCCGAAUGUCAUCCGACGGCAGAUUCGCAAUGGAAAGACUGGAUAUAUUGAACGGCAACUUCAUCAUAAGGUUUGCAAUUUGAAGUCUCAAGAUUCACGGCUGGUUUGAGACGCUAAGGGGCGUGGCUUGCCUGCGCUCUUUACCAACCGGGCACUGUCUUCUUUUAUCGUGUCAGGACCCUUUUUCUGGAAGGUUCAAGCCUGCCGUGAAUCAGCUGUAGUGUGUCGGCCGGGACUUAACAGUUUUCGGGAGUCUGCUUUUCUCUGUUCCCUCCUCGGCGAGGUCAGAGAAACAUGAAAAUAGCUCAUGAGCAUGAGAGGGUCGCCGAGUGACGGGGAGGGAGCAGAGAAAUCAGACUUUUCGAAUCGCAAAAAAUUGACUAUCAUAUAUUUGAAAAUUUUCAAGUUGACUUUGAAAUAAUUGUAGUAAUAAAAAGAUCAAAAGAUUCAGUUUAUAUGAAUUGAGGGCCUGAAAAAAAGAAAUCAUUAAUACGAAGUAUGAACUUUAUUUGUAUUUUUGAAAGAAAAAAGGAUUUUUUAGGCUAUGGACAUCAAGCGGCAAACGGUGAACCAGAUUCUGACUGAGAAGGUUUCUGACCCCGUCGGAAAGGUAAUUUUCAACCCUUUCUUCAAUUUUACUCGUUUAUACAUGAUAUCAUCUUCAAGGAGUUCAACACGAAAGACGUUGAAAUGUCCGAGGCGGCCCAAGCAAUCACAUCGAAAAUCGACAAGCCCAAGAGAAAGAAGAAGAAGUUGGCCAAGAGAUCUGAAAAGUACACUCAUUCUGUCUGAAUCUCUUUUUUAUUUGUUACUUCUCCCAAUUGUUUCAUUGUUGAAUUUGUUCCAUUGUUACCCGAUAUAUUGUUAUAAAAUCUUUUUCUUUUCUUUGAAGUUUUGAUUUUCAUUGAAAGGAAACGUUGCCGUUUAAUAUUUUUAUGAUUUUCUUCAAUUUGUUCUGUCUUAUAUGUUUCCAGUUGCUUGUAUGUUUCAAGUCACCUUUAUAUCUUUGAAAAGCUUUUUCGGAGUAAUCGAAUUCGAACACAUUGCGAGUAAUAAAUGAUUAAGGUGAUGUCGGGUGAGUAUAAACAAAACUGGCCUCCUGAAUCCGAAGGCCAGGACGCCUACGUCCGGCUGAACGUCGGCGGCGCCCUUUAUCAGACGACGUUGGCCACUUUGAAGAAGCAGGACACGAUGCUGAGGGCCAUGUUCAGCGGCAGACUUGAGGUUUGGUGGAGUGGAAGAAAGAUAUUUGAUUUCGCUGCUAGUUCACUUUUUCGGGAAGUUAUAAUUGCUUUAAAAAAAGAAGAGAGAAAAAACAUUAUAGAUUUCCAUUAACAGUUAACUGUUUUAAAAGGUUGAUGGGGUUUUAUUUUGGUACUUUUUUUCCACCCCUUUAAAUUCCAUAAUCCUGGUGAACUCGAUAGAAUCGAUAGAAGAUGAAGCUUUUUUUGCCCUUUUUGAGCCCAUUUUUGUUUCUUUUUGCGAGUGUGUCGUAUAGUGUGUUCCGCACGAGAAGCCGCGAAAAAAAAAGGUCUUGAAGCGAAGAUUUGAUCAUAUUCGGUGUACAGUCUUUUUGGCGGAAAUGAAAACGUGACAAACUGGAAAGGAACAUUUCACUAGAUAACAUUCUAUUGAGACUAAAACUGAAAAAAAAAGAUACUCGAAAUUUUUUUAAUAAGACCAAGAAACAUGAAAGUCACAUGAAAAUUUAUUAUAUUUAACUAUACUACAAAAUUUGGCUUACCUGAAAAAUUCUUUCAUCGGGCAGAAGGUUGACUACCAGCUUUUUCCUAGGUUCUAAAAGACGAGAACGGAUGGGUUCUCAUCGACCGGAAUGGCAAGCAUUUUGGGGUGCUCCUUGAUUAUCUGCGCGACGGUUGGGUUCCUCUUCCCGACUGCAAACUCGAAAUCCAGCAGAUCUUGAAUGAAGCUCGGUAUUUCCUCAUUCAGGUAAAUGUUUGAGCCGGAAAUAUGAGAAAAUGAUUUCUAGUCAGUGAAGUUUGGUUGAAAAAAAAGCACGUCGUGAAGUUCAAACUCCGCCCCCUAAUGGCGUGAUAAACCAAUCAGAAAGCGAGCCAUCCACAGAGUGUUUUCGAAUGACGUCAUUGUACUUGGCAUUCAAAAUCUGUACUCUAACUUGAAACAGUCUGACGUGCCUGGGCCCUCCUCUCUCUCACCGAAAGGGUCAUAGAAACGUAAAAUUAGCACGUAAACUUGAGAGCGUCGCUAAGAGAAGAGAUGGCGCAGAGAAAUGACUUUUCCAAGUCGGGGCGAAUAGAGUAUAGAAUAUAGAAAAAAUAACGAAAACUUGAGAGAAUAGUCAAAAAAUGGGCUGAAAAUUAAACAGCUUGGAAAACCCAAGAAAAAAUAUGGUAUUUUAGGGCCUCCAAUCAGAAUGCGAGUCCUGGCUGGAUCUCCACUCCCAAAAGACAUCUCGAGCCAAAACUGGCACUUGUUCGAUUUUAACAGUAACUUCCAAGGAGGAAGCUGAAGAGAUCAUUAUCCCUUCCUUGAAGGUUUAUCAUUACUUUUUCCCAUGAAAAUAUGAAGAUUCAGCCUUCGAUAGUACUUCUCCUCAACCGACACAACAACAAGUUCUCCUACACUAUGCAAUCCGACGACAAUCUUUUGAAGAACCUGGAAUUAUUCGAGAGACUCGCCCUCAAGUUCCACGAUCGGAUAUUGUUCAUCAAAGGUUUCCUGGGGAGAUUUCCGAAGAAAUUCUGGUUUUCCAGACAUGGGAACUCAUUCCUCGGAGAUUUGCCAAUGGCGAUUUUAUGGCCAAUCGGCGCUUCGAGCCGGCGUUUGCUGUACUUCUAUUGUGUACGCCACUGACAGGAAACAAACCAAAGUUCGUGUCAAAGACUUAGGAACGAAAGAUAGGUCUUUAGAAGGCCGAUCGUGAGAAAGGUCAGGAAAAAAAUUUUGAAAAAUUCCAAAAAUAAUUUUUUUAAAAUUUAUAAAAUCCACGAUCGGCCGAUUGUGAGAAAGGUCAGGAAAAAGUUUGAAAAAUUCCAAAAUAAUUUUUUUAUUUUUCUAAAAUUCACGAUCGGCCGAUCGUGAGAAAGGUCAGGAAAAAAAUUUGAAAAAUUGCAAAAAUAAUUUUUCUUAAAAUUCACGAUCGGCCGAUCGUGAGAAAGGUCAGGAAAAAAAUUUGAAAAAUUGCAAAAUAAUUUUUUUCUUAAAAUUCACGAUCGGCCGAUCGUGAGAAAGGUCAGGAAAAAAAUUUGAAAAAUUGCAAAAUAAUUUUUUUCUUAAAAUUCACGAUCGGCCGAUUGUGAGAAAGGUCAGGAAAAAAAUUUGAAAAAUUCCAAAAUAAUUUUUUUAAAAUUUAUAAAAUCCACGAUCGGCCGAUUGUGAGAAAGGUCAGGAAAAAAAUUUGAAAAAAUUCCAAAAUAAUUUUUUUAAUUUAUAAAAUUCACGAUCGGCCGAUCGUGAGAAAGGUCAGGAAAAAAAUUUGAAAAAAAUUGCAAAAUAAUUUUUUUCUUAAAAUUCACGAUCGGCCGAUCGUGAGAAAGGUCAGGAAAAAAAUUUGAAAAAAUUCCAAAAUAAUUUUUUUAAAAUUUAUAAAAUCCACGAUCGGCCGAUUGUGAGAAAGGUCAGGAAAAAAAUUUGAAAAAUUGCAAAAUAAUUUUUUUAAUUUAUAAAAUUCACGAUCGGCCGAUCGUGAGAAAGGUCAGGAAAAAAUUUGAAAAAAAAAUUGCAAAAUAAUUUUUUUUCUUAAAAUUCACGAUCGGCCGAUCGUGAGAAAGGUCAGGAAAAAAAUUUGAAAAAAAUUGCAAAAUAAUUUUUUUCUUAAAAUUCACGAUCGGCCGAUCGUGAGAAAGGUCAGGAAAAAAAUUUGAAAAAUUGCAAAAUAAUCUUAAAAUUCACGAUCGGCCGAUCGUGAGAAAGGUCAGGAAAAAAAUUUGAAAAAUUGCAAAAUAAUUUUUCUUAAAAUUCACGAUCGGCCGAUCGUGAGAAAGGUCAGGAAAAAUUUGAAAAAAUUGCAAAAUAAUUUUUUUCUUAAAAUUCACGAUCGGCCGAUCGUGAGAAAGGUCAGGAAAAAAAUUUGAAAAAUUCCAAAAUAAUUUUUUUAAAAUUUAUAAAAUCCACGAUCGGCCGAUCGUGAGAAAGGUCAGGAAAAAUUUGAAAAAUUGCAAAAAUAAUUUUUCUUAAAAAUUCACGAUCGGCCGAUCGUGAGAAAGGUCAGGAAAAAAAUUUGAAAAAUUGCAAAAUAAUUUUUUUCUUAAAAUUCACGAUCGGCCGAUCGUGAGAAAGGUCAGGAAAAAGUUUGAAAAAAAAAUUCCAAAAUAAUUUUUUAAAAUUUAUAAAAUUCACGAUCGGCCGAUCGUGAGAAAGGUCAGGAAAAAAAUUUGAAAAAAAUUGCAAAAAUAAUUUUUCUAAAAUUCACGAUCGGCCGAUCGUGAGAAAGGUCAGGAAAAAAAUUUGAAAAAAAUUGCAAAAUAAUUUUUUUCUUAAAAUUCACGAUCGGCCGAUUGUGAGAAAGGUCAGGAAAAAAAUUUGAAAAAAAUUCCAAAAUAAUUUUUUUAAAAUUUAUAAAAUUCACGAUCGGCCGAUUGUGAGAAAGGUCAGGAAAAAAAUUUGAAAAAAAUUGCAAAAUAAUUUUUUUCUUAAAAUUCACGAUCGGCCGAUCGUGAGAAAGGUCAGGAAAAAAGUUUGAAAAAAAUUCCAAAAUAAUUUUUUUAAAAUUUAUAAAAUCCACGAUCGGCCGAUCGUGAGAAAGGUCAGGAAAAAAUUUGAAAAAUUGCAAAAUAAUCUAAAAUUCACGAUCGGCCGAUCGUGAGAAAGGUCAGGAAAAAAAUUUGAAAAAAAUUGCAAAAUAAUUUUUUCUUAAAAAUUCACGAUCGGCCGAUCGUGAGAAAGGUCAGGAAAAAAAGUUUGAAAAAUUCCAAAAUAAUUUUUUUAAAUUUAUAAAAAUUCACGAUCGGCCGAUCGUGAGAAAGGUCAGGAAAAAAAUUUGAAAAAAAUUGCAAAAAUAAUUUUUUUAAAAUUUAUAAAAUUCACGAUCGGCCGAUCGUGAGAAAGGUCAGGAAAAAAAUUUGAAAAAAAUUGCAAAAUAAUUUUUUUCUUAAAAUUCACGAUCGGCCGAUCGUGAGAAAGGUCAGGAAAAAUUUGAAAAAUUGCAAAAUAAUUUUUUUCUUAAAAUUCACGAUCGGCCGAUCGUGAGAAAGGUCAGGAAAAAAUUUGAAAAAUUGCAAAAUAAUCUUAAAAUUCACGAUCGGCCGAUCGUGAGAAAGGUCAGGAAAAAAAUUUGAAAAAAAUUGCAAAAUAAUUUUUUUCUUAAAAUUCACGAUCGGCCGAUCGUGAGAAAGGUCAGGAAAAAUUUGAUUGCAAAAAUAAUUUUUUUCUUAAAAUUCACGAUCGGCCGAUCGUGAGAAAGGUCAGGAAAAAAAUUUGAAAAAAAAUUGCAAAAUAAUCUAAAAUUCACGAUCGGCCGAUCGUGAGAAAGGUCAGGAAAAAUUUGAAAAAAAUUGCAAAAAUAAUUUUUUUCUUAAAAUUCACGAUCGGCCGAUCGUGAGAAAGGUCAGGAAAAAAAUUUGAAAAAAAUUGCAAAAUAAUUUUUUUCUUAAAAUUCACGAUCGGCCGAUCGUGAGAAAGGUCAGGAAAAAUUUGAAAAUUGCAAAAAUAAUUUUUUCUUAAAAUUCACGAUCGGCCGAUCGUGAGAAAGGUCAGGAAAAAAAUUUGAAAAAAAUUGCAAAAUAAUUUUUUCUAAAAUUCACGAUCGGCCGAUCGUGAGAAAGGUCAGGAAAAAAAUUUGAAAAAAUUGCAAAAUAAUUUUUUUCUUAAAAUUCACGAUCGGCCGAUUGUGAGAAAAUUCACAUAAAAAAAGCCAUAAUCGGCCGAUGUAAUUUUUCAUUUUGAAAUCACUCCAAAACUUUUUUUAGGUCGAAUUCCCCGAUUCGAAAAAUCUACGACGAGGCCAUGUCGAUCCUUCGCUAUGA